Messenger RNA from Diorhabda sublineata, 3130 nucleotides. RefSeq names its product gamma-tubulin complex component 2-like. The coding region runs from base 57 to 2591 and encodes 844 amino acids. Gene Ontology annotation, cellular component: centrosome; equatorial microtubule organizing center; gamma-tubulin small complex. NCBI's taxonomy places the organism in Eukaryota, Metazoa, Arthropoda, Insecta, Coleoptera, Chrysomelidae. The transcript is spliced from 14 exons. Gene Ontology annotation, biological process: mitotic cell cycle; cytoplasmic microtubule organization; meiotic cell cycle. The record is from RefSeq and is a predicted model, not a curated record. Gene Ontology annotation, molecular function: gamma-tubulin binding; microtubule minus-end binding.
AUUUGAAAAAUUGCUAUUUUCAAACGUUUUUAUUGAAAUUCAAAAAAGUCUUUGAAAUGAGUGAAUUUAAAUUACAACACAUUGUAGCUGAUUUACUUAACACUUUAGGUGGCAAAGUCAAUCCCAACAAGUUGGUUGAAUAUUUACAAGAAAGCCAAACAGUAGAUUCAGGUGGUUGUAUAGUAAUUGCCCAGAAUCAUUUAGCAAGACUUUCUCAAGAUAUUCCAGAUUCAAGUGCAUUCCUGGCCAAAUAUAACGACUUGAAAGAUAAGAAUGUGGACUCGUUAGAUGCUUUUGUUCAGUUACUUGAUCACAUAUCACAGGACAUCAGUUUAAAGGAAUUUUUAAUUAAGAGUAAUAGACCAUCACUAUCAGCAACAACAGAAUUAACUAAAGAUAAUUUACCCCAAAUAAAAAAUCGUUUGAAAAAGGCUGUAACAAAAAAAUCAACCAAAGAUGACUCUUUAAAGUCUAUAUUAAAUACAACACCAACAGUUCCUUUGGCAAGCACCCCUACUGUAGUCUCGUGGGUGCAAAGACGUCCGAACAUGACCUGGGAUUUUUCUCCUACAAUUAGUCAUCAAUCUGUUCCAACAGUACCUGCAGUGUCACAAGAAAAUAUACUAAUUGAAGAUAUAUUGAAUAUUUUGAUAGGUUUACCAGGAGGUUACAUUGAACCAGAAGAAUUGAAGGAUCUGUAUGGUCCCAGAACAUUUAAAAUAAAUGAUAAUGUUCCUUUAUCACUUAGAGAACUAAUUAAACAAAUAUUACCACUAGCCAGUCAUUAUUCUAUAAUACAAAGGUUUACCGAAGAAAAAAUGAGAUUUGAAUUUGGACAAGUGAACAACGCUUUGGCUGAAGCAAUGCAAAAUAUCAUCAAAGAACAUAUGCUUUUUACAAUACAACUAGAAAGUGAAUUCAGAUCAUCAAACUUGAGUAUUCAAAAACUUUGGUUUUAUGUUCAGAGAAAUAUGCAGAGUUUGGGGAUUGCAGCUAACAUAGCAUCAACAAUUAGUAAGUCAGACGCAAAAGGGGGGAAAGUUUUAAGUUUACUUCAUGAUCAUGUUGUUGGUUCAAUUGGUGACGAAAGAGCUCAAUUAUUAUGUUUAAAAUUGAUGGAAGCAGCUUGUUAUCCAUAUAUGAAAAUGUUAGGAAUGUGGAUAUACAGAGGAAUAAUAUCAGAUCCAAUAAACGAGUUUUUGAUUGAAGAUAAUGAGGUAGUUCAGAGAGAAGAUAUGCCUGUUGACUACUCAGCCGAUUAUUGGGAAAAGAAAUAUGCGGUUCGUAGAGAGAGAAUACCCAAGUUUUUAGAACCAGUAGCAGAUAUUAUUCUUAAAGCUGGAAAAUACUUAAACGUGAUUAGACAGUGUGGGAAACCAGUUAAGAACAAAGUCUUGCCAAUUCAGUACAAAAUAGAAGAAAAACAUUAUAUAGAAGCUAUUGAAAAAGCUUAUAUAUUUGCCAGUCAGACACUUUUAGAUUUAGUUAUUAAAGAAAAAGAUCUCCUAGGAAGGUUAAAAUCAGUAAAACAUUAUUUUUUACUUGAUCAAGGCGAUUUCAUAGUCACUUUUCUCAGUUUAUGCGAAAAGGAGUUGGGAAAAUAUUCAGUUGAUGUUCAUCAAAGUUGUAUUGAAUCUCUAAUGGAUUUGGCAUUAAGAUUAUCGAGUGCCAUUGAUGAUCCUUAUAAGGAUGAUUUAAGAACUGAAUUAUUGCCAUACGAUUUGCAAUUUCAGAUGUUCAAGAUUCUUAGUAUUCAAACCAAUUCGGAACAAGUAUAUUGGUCUGUUGCUGAACAAGAGAAAUUAUUGAUGAUCCAGUCAUUCUCCUUUAGCUAUGAAGUUCAUUGGCCUCUAUCACUAAUUCUCAAUAGAAAAUCUUUAGCCUGUUAUCAAAUGAUAUUUCGCCAUUUAUUUUAUUGCAAAUAUAUCGAGAGAAUGAUUUGUCAAGUUUGGAAAUCUAAUAAGGUGGCGAAGAAGUUUCCAUUUGAUGAUGCUCAACAUUACCGAGCGGCUUUUGCAUUGAGACAGAGAAUGUUACAUUGUAUACAAAAUUUAGAAUAUCACAUGAUGGUGGAAGUCAUUGAGCCUCAUUGGUGUACAUUUUUGAAUAAAAUAGCUAAGGUUCAAAAUGUAGAUGAAAUACUUUCAUGCCAUUGGGACUUUUUGAACAGUUGUCUUAAAGACUGCAUGUUAACUAUUCCGCCGAUUCUAAGUACAAUUAUGAAGUUAUUGAGUAUUUGUGAAGAAUUUUGUGAAUUUGUGCAGCAGAUGCAGCGAUAUUUUGUGGAAGCAGAAUUGGGUACAUUGCCCAAUUCUUUAUACGAAUCUUCUACACAGAAUGAACUAGUAUUUCAAGGAAAUUGCGAACCCACUGAACCUACUCUUAGUUUCAAAGAAAAAAUUGCAAUAUUCGACGUUUCAUUUUCUGGAGCUUUAAUAAGAUUAUUAGACCAAAUCAAUGAACUUAAUAGAGACACCAGUGAACACGAGAGAUUAUUCAAUUUGCUUUACAGGUUAGAUUUCAAUUCGUUUUACAGUGGUCAAUUGAAAAAGAUCGGCUUGGAAAGAUUUGUCAAAGAUUCUUCAGGAUAACAAAAUAUUCGCGAAAAUUACGGAGUGGGCGACAUCUGUUAAUUUUCUUUCAAACUUUGAUAGGGGCGAACAACAAAGCCAGAGUACGAACUAAUUUUGUUGUUUUGUCAAUAAUAGAAAGUGUUAUUUAAAAUUUAAAUAGUAAAGUAAUACACGCUUAACGGUGAAAGUGCUUAUAUGCUCAAGUCUCUUUCUCCCGUACUUACAUGAACAAUUGCAUUUCCAAUCUUUAACUACAUCAAUCAGAUUAAUUGUUAUCUCAUGAUCAAAAUAUUAGCAAAAACGUUAAAAAUAUAUAAAAAACUAAACAACAUCAAACACUUUUACAGUAUUGUUGUUUACCGCUAUAGAAGCCAAAUUCAGCGCCACCUGGUGACUCCUAAUUUUUUCCAUUUUCGAUAUUAAGUUCUUAUAUUCUUUAUCAAUAUAAAAUAAUGUAGAAGCGAUAUGAUGUGUGUUAUAAAAAGAUCUGUUAUUCUUUUUAUUUAUGUUUUCAAUAGAUAAGUAUUUGUCGUUGUAUUAAGUAUUAUUAUAAUAAU